UACAUUAGCAUACAUACCGGGCAUUUUACACAAUGUCUGUUCUUUUAACUAUUUUUGCAGGAGGUCUCGUUGCCUACAUACUAAUUUAUUACAACAUUUUUAAAGGAUCAAGAUGCAGAAGUACUGCUGUGCUGAAGGGGAAGACAGCAGUUGUCACCGGUAGUAAUACUGGUAUCGGAAAAGCUAUCGCUUUGGAGCUUGCCAAGAGAGGGGCAAGAGUCAUCCUAGCCUGCCGCAACAAGCAGAAAGCCGAAGCAGCUGCAUAUGAUAUCAGAAGGGCAAGCGGGAACAAUGAAGUGCUUUACAUGCAUUUGGACCUGUCCAGUCUGAAGUCCGUUCGUGCCUUUUCUGAGACCUUUCUCAAAACAGAACCCAGACUGGACCUGCUCAUCAACAAUGCUGGCAUGAUGGGACCUGGCAGAACUGCGGAUGGCUUUGGCAUGGCAUUUGGGGUCAACCACCUCGGUCACUUUUUGUUGACUCUGCUGUUGCUGGACCGUUUAAAGCAGGCAGGACAGAGUCGUGUGGUCAACGUCUCUGCCCUGCUUUAUCGCCUGGGCUCGGUGGACUUCUCCACCCUCAACACCCACAAAGACCUGGUGAACGGACAGUCGACCUAUCACAACUUCAUGGCUUACUGCCACAGCAAGCUCUGCAACAUUCUCUUCACCCGUGAACUGGCCAAUCGCCUGGAGGGUACCAGCGUCACCUGCUACAGUCUCCAUCCUGGUGUGAUCUACACAGAACUGUGUCGUAACAUGAGCCUGUGGCAAAAGCUUCUUAUGAUUCCGUUUGCUAAACUGUUUUUCCUGGAUCCUGAGGGAGGGGCACAGACCACGCUACACUGUGCCUUACAGGAGGGAAUUGAGCCACUCAGUGGACGCUACUUCUCCUCCUGUGCGUUACAGGAGGUCAGUGUCAAAGGGCGGGAUGAUGCGUUGGCCAGGAAACUGUGGGAAGUGAGUGAGAGGUUGUGUGGUUUAUCGUGAGAGAGCUUACACACACACACACACACACACACACACACACACAGUGGAUGGAAUGGCCUGAAAACUGACUCUGACAUGAAACAGCGAGGCCCAGAUAAAGACGUUCACAAACCUGCCUUG
Messenger RNA from Chanos chanos (milkfish), 1109 nucleotides. It is a transcript of the gene dhrs13a.3, whose product is annotated as dehydrogenase/reductase (SDR family) member 13a, duplicate 3. The record is from RefSeq and is a predicted model, not a curated record. The coding region runs from base 33 to 989 and encodes 318 amino acids. The transcript has 5 exons. NCBI's taxonomy places the organism in Eukaryota, Metazoa, Chordata, Actinopteri, Gonorynchiformes, Chanidae.